Molecule: messenger RNA, 3223 nt
Organism: Choloepus didactylus (southern two-toed sloth)
Lineage: Eukaryota; Metazoa; Chordata; Mammalia; Pilosa; Megalonychidae
Gene: FAM76B
Product: family with sequence similarity 76 member B
Exons: 10
Coding region: 76-1005 (309 amino acids)
Source: RefSeq, a predicted model, not a curated record
GCCUGAGUCUGCCGUAGGGCUCCGCCUCGUAGCGGGCGGCGGCGGCGGCGGAGGAGGAGGAGACUGAGGAGCAGGAUGGCGGCCUCGGCCCUGUACGCCUGCACCAAGUGUACCCAGCGUUAUCCAUUCGAGGAGCUCUCCCAGGGGCAGCAACUCUGUAAGGAAUGUCGGAUUGCGCAUCCAAUUGUAAAAUGUACUUACUGCAGAUCAGAAUUUCAACAAGAAAGCAAAACUAACACAAUUUGUAAGAAGUGUGCUCAAAAUGUGAAGCAAUUUGGGACGCCCAAACCUUGUCAGUACUGUAACAUAAUUGCAGCAUUUAUUGGCACCAAGUGUCAACGUUGUACAAAUUCAGAAAAAAAAUAUGGACCACCUCAGACCUGUGAACAGUGCAAACAGCAGUGUGCUUUUGAUCGGAAGGAAGAAGGAAGAAGAAAGGUUGAUGGAAAGUUAUUAUGCUGGCUGUGUACUUUAUCAUACAAGAGAGUUUUACAGAAGACAAAGGAACAAAGGAAGAGCCUGGGAUCAUCACAUUCAAAUUCAUCUUCGUCUCUUACUGAGAAAGACCAGCAUCAUUCAAAACAUCAUCACCAUCACCAUCGUCACAGCAGUAGCCAUCACAAAAUCAGCAAUCUCAGUCCAGAACAAGAGCAGGGACUGUGGAAACAAAGCCAUAAAUCCUCUGCAGCAAUUCAGAAUGAAACUCCAAAGAAAAAGCCCAAAUUGGAAUCUAAGCCAUCUAAUGGAGAUAGUAGCUCCAUAAAUCAGUCAGCAGAUAGUGGGGGAACAGACAAUUUUGUCCUUAUAAGUCAACUGAAAGAAGAAGUGAUGUCACUUAAGCGUCUCUUACAGCAAAGAGACCAGACCAUUUUAGAAAAAGAUAAAAAGUUAACUGAACUGAAGGCAGACUUUCAGUACCAAGAGUCAAAUUUGAGAACAAAGAUGAACAGUAUGGAAAAAGCUCACAAAGAAACUGUGGAACAAUUACAGAUGAAACUGUGGUGACACAAUUAGUAAGUAGUGACACUGAAACCUACAAAUGCUGACUCAGGCUUACUUAUACUUUCUCCUGAUCUUCCCUGGCUCCUACUGCCUCAGGUUACCAGCUUUCAUCUUUUUCCCCCUUUUUAUCAGACCACUUCCCUAUAUUUUUGUGUUAUGGCUAGAGAUAGUCUUAGUUAGGUGCCCUCUUUUUUACUGCAUCCCUUUUAGCAACCAGUGUACCAGUAAGGUUCUCUACUCAGGUCAGUAAACAUGGUUAGCUAUAUUUCUUAUCUUUAUGUGAUAAGAAAUUAAAUUCUGUAAUAGAAAAUUUACCUUGCUAAUAGCUCUGAAAACUUACGUCUUAAUGACGCUUGAGAAAAGAUAAUGUGGCGGUUCAUUUUUUAAUGAUUUGGUAUGUCAAUAUAAACAUUUUUAUGUAACUGUAGCUUACAGAUCUGGUGGAGGUCUCUGAGGCAAAUUUGCAGAAAUACCCUUUUUUUAUGCUUUUCAUUAAGUUGUACUUUAAAAUUUUCUGUUUAUAUUUCCAACUUUAGCCAAUAUUAUAAAUUAAGUAAUAUGUUACAUUGUUUAUAAUAGUGGUACAAAUUAAAUAAUAUUAUACUAAGUAAUAUAUAAUAGCUAACAACAAAAAAAAAUGUAACUACCACAUUGACUAGGACUGGUCAGCUCAGUAGUAAAAUGAUUGAUCAUGAGUGUGCUCACUUGAUUUGUCCCCUGAGUUUCUCAAACUCUUAAGUUUUAAAGGGAAAAAUAUACUUUUAAAUACUUGGUGGUUUUCUACAUUUGAAAUUGAAUUCAAUUUGAAAUUGAAGCUCUUCAUUAACACCAUUUCAUAACCAUUGAAUAAGGAAACGCUGUUAAUCAUGCUUUUGAACAUAAAAAAUGAUUUGAUUUGCAUAUAUAAGAUAGCACUGAGAAUAUUUGCAUUUUUGGAGGUCAUGGGUGUUAACAAUGGAGAGUUAAAUUGGAGACGGGGGAUGGAAGCCCAAAGCCUGAAAAAGGUUUAUAUUUCAUGAAAAUGCUUUAAAAUGGCAUACAGAGGAGGCAGAUGUUAUCUGAUCAUACCAAGGUUAGAAUUAGAGUAGAAGAUGAAGGUGCUGAGAUUAAGAAAGCCUGUCUAGAUAAAAAUGUUGAGAUCUGUUAAGGAAAAUGGUUUUCAAUCAUAAGUCAAAGGAUGUCUUUUAAAGAUUUGUUACCUUUAGGCCAGCACUCAAGUUCCAAACUGUUUUGAAAGCUCUCCCCUUUUUGGGUCCUUAUCUUAGUGCUUGAUCAUUAUCUUAGUUCUCACAGUUAAGAGAGCUUAUAAAGGGAGAAAAGGGCAGUAAAAAUAUGUAAAUAUUCACUGACACCCCUAUUCAAACAUUCCUCUGCCAUUAAAACUAGUGACUCAUAGCACAUUGGCUCAGUGACAGUGUCUUUGUCAGUGAUUGAUGGAAGAUCUGAUAAUAAAGUAUGAAUUUGGUUCAGAUCAUUGGCAAAGUGAAAUUCUGAAUCUUAGCAAAAAUAUAUUUCAAGUUCUCGUGAAAUUGAAAACUGAUGAUGUGUAACUGCCCAGGUAACACACAAAGCUAGGGCCAAGAGAUUAUAUGGCAAAUAAAGGAAAGAAAAUCAGAAAAGGUGGUUCUGAUGGGUACUCCCAAAGAAAAUUUAUAAAAUUAAGUUAAGAGAAUCCCUUUGGCAAAGUGGUAAAGUCUUUGAAUAUUUUGGCAAAAUUGACCUUUAAUGCUUGUUCUAUAAAAAAAGUAAACGUCAAAUGAAAGACCUUAUAUAGUGUGUUGGGAAAUAGUGUGCUCAAUUCAAUAAUUGAUUUAUUCUUUGAUCUUAUGAAUUAUAAAAUAUUACUUAUUUUCAUAGUUUUUUCACUUGAUGUUUUUAAGAAAAAGGGCCAAACAUUUUUCUCCCUAUUUCCUCUGAAAUUUGGUCCCCUUUUAUAGGUGGAUUCACUUUAAGUUGCCUUUUUUGUAACCAGUGGUAUCUUUGGAUAAUAAUUAUAUUAAUACUGACAUUUACUAAGGGAGCUGAUAAACCAAUCUAGAGUUUUCCUUCUGUAUAUCCCACAUUAAAGAUAAAUUUAAAUAUUACCAAUUCUUUCAUUUAAUCUUUUAGUGUUUUAGUGAAAUCCUGUUAUAUAAAUGAAAAGAACAGUAAAAAUUUAGUAUUCUUCAGCAUAACUCUUAAUAUUUCAAAGAUUAUUUUUAAUUUUGAAUGUUUUUGUCUC